Haplochromis burtoni (Burton's mouthbrooder) is the source of this 4839-nucleotide messenger RNA. RefSeq lists its product as uncharacterized. The transcript has 4 exons. The record is from RefSeq and is a predicted model, not a curated record. Lineage: Eukaryota; Metazoa; Chordata; Actinopteri; Cichliformes; Cichlidae. Bases 301 to 4839 code for a protein of 1512 amino acids.
GUACAACUAAUUGUAUUGUUGCCCUAUAGUCAGAGUUUCUGAUACAUAUUGUUUAAAAUUCCUUAUUGAAUUCGUUCAUCUUCUAACCCAUGACCAUGUAGUUGUGACUGUAAAGAGGGAGGAUUACUGUGAAAUCGAAUCCACGUAUAAAUGAACUUCAGAGGACAAAAGCUCCCUGCAUGGGAUGGCACCAUCUGCUAGUAACUGCAAACAGCUGAUACCUUCUGCUCAGGUGGAUUAAACAGUAAUAAGAGCAUUUAAUCAGCGGGACUGAUAAAUCGCAAACAAGACAGAACAGAAAUGAAAAUGCUUCACUGUUUUAUACUAGGACUCUUUCUGCUUCCAGUCAGGGCAGAAAAAGAAGAUUUCCAAGGUUACUUCACAGAGCAAACAAAAGGCACAACUGUCACAAAAGAUCUGCUUCUGAAAAAUCAAAACACAACUGGUCAUGGCACAGAAGCAAUACCUACAGAGAAGACGCAUCAACAUACCGCAAUGGCAUUGACUGCCAAGUUUCCAGAGGCGGUCUUGCUUGACACCAAACUGACAAAACCUUAUAAGAAAAGUCUAAUCACAAAGGCGUCAGCUUUAAUUUCCCUACCAAGCUCAAAGCAUUUUGUCUCCAGAAAUGGGAAUAGCUCUCUCAUAUUAAAGAGAGAGCCGUCGGCUAUGAGGAUUGACACUGAAUCAGAAAAACUAUUGAUCUCUAAUUAUGAAAAGAUCUCAUCAUCUUCUGCGCAAUCUGCAAUAGAAUUAAUGAUGAAUGACACCUCUGACCCAGAGGGCAAUUUGACUGCAGAUGCAGUGAAAGCCCCUCCUUGGUUUCACACUCUUCUUGAUUACAGGAAUCAAAGAAACACUAACUCUGUUAAGCUCACAUCUGCUGAUGGAUCCCUGAGACCUCCAGUGCUAUCUGCAUCUCAUUCUCGUGUAAUUGAUAACCUGGAUGCAGCACGUAAUGACAGCAGUGACAAACAGUCUCAAGGCAAGGACACCACAAACCCGAGAAGAGACCUGUAUGGCUUGGGCAUAGUGCAAUCCAUCUUUCAGAAUGCUACAGCAGAAGAUUCACCGAGAGGAAGCACAAUAACAAACUUGUGUUUGACCUGCCUGAAAGAUCAAAGGCCAAGCUCCACCGGGAAAGCUGCACUGUCAACUCAUGGCUCCCCUGACAACAGUAAACUUACAGCCUCAUUAACCAGUUUAUAUCAACAAUCAGCUCGAGUGCAAGAAGAAAUGUUAAACAGAGACGUCAGUCAUGCAAACCUCACCAAGCAUUCCAGUUUCAGCGAGGGAGGAAGUUUACCUUACGAUCAGACUUUCCUUUCUUUUUCCUUCAGUAACACUCAGAGUCAUACUCAAAGCGUUUUGAAUGAUUCCCCAAACAUUUAUUUUUCAUCAGCUCCAGAAGCGGUUGCGUUUCACACACGACCUCUUGCUGAGGUGUCGUCAGAAACAAAAGAAGACACCAAGAAGCAAUUGAGGCAUACCUAUCCUAGUGAAGCUUCUGUCAAAGAGAGACCCGUCUCAACAUCUACAACAUUUUCUCACUCAUCAAAAUCCUUUUAUAUUGCAAGGAAACCAGUAGAAAGUGGAGAAAAAGAGCUGUAUGAAAAAAAAGUAAGCACUGGGGUCCCGCAGUCAGACCUGAUAUAUUUCAGUAAGAAUAACAAAACAGCUUCCCACAGUGUCUCAACAAACUUAAAAAGUUUCAUUCAAAGACAGUCUUUGGACAUCAGCAGUGGGCCGGUAAGCAAUAUGCCUGUUAUUAGUUCAGCUCCCCACAGCAGUCACAUAAGUGUUCUUACAGAGGCUAGUGAUCACAGCACUGCAUCUCAUCCAGCAGUAAGAAUGAGCUCGAUUGAAGCUCACAGUGCAGCAACACCCUUCAGCGGGAGUAGGCCAACCGCUUUGCCAGUCAAAAAUCCUGAGUCUCACUUUCAGACAGGAAGAGUGGAUUCUUUGAUCUCUCUUCUGAGACUCCAAACACCAGCUAAACCAAGCUUUCAGACCAAAGGACCCAUACUGACAUUAUUACCAAAGGAUUCUGCCAUAAAGCUUGCAUCUGCAACCACAAAGACACACUUGACAGAUAAACAAGAUCCUCUGACAUUUAACGCUGUACACAGCAUUGUUAAACAUUCUUCUGUUGAUCCCCCAGGGCCAAUGAAUAAACCAGUUAUAAGAGAACCACAAACUACAACCACCGCAACAACAGAAGUUUUGCCCAGGAAGUUGUUUCUCUCAGAGUUGAGUCAGGACUUUGGUGAUGACAUGCCCGUGUUGACACUAUCAACACUAUCAAGCAAAUCUCUUUCUGAGAAACUGACAAUAAGUAAAUUUUCAGGGACUCAGUCUAAACUCAUCCAGGUAGGAACUUAUGAUGUAGCUGGAGGGAAGAAUGUAGCAUCAACUCGUCAGUCUUAUUCAACAUAUAGUGGGGAUUUAAUCAGAGAGUCACUAAGAGAUAAUGAUGCAAAAUCAAGAGAUGAAAAUGAACAGGUGUUGUAUGCAGUUGUAGAAAAUGGGAACAAGACAGAAAACGAUGAGGAGAUGAACGCAAUAAUAAAGUUGCAGGAAGGAGAGAAAAACAGGAAAGACACAACUUUGAACUAUCAAAGAGAAAAAUUUAAAGAGAGCAGAGAAGAAGAACAAGAAAAAAUAAUCAAUACCGGAGCUAAGACAAAUCAAAAUGUAGACAGGGAAGGGGAAGAAAUGGCAGCGCAAACCGCCAACAUGAGUAGGGAAAAAGGUGGAAUGACCAAUGGAGAGGAGGGUGUAACCUUGAGACAAAACCUGGAUCAAAGCAAAGGGCAAAUCAGUGAUGAAGAAGGAGCUGAAAGAGACAGUGUGACUAAAAUAUAUGAAGAGAAUUUCCUAAAAGUUGCAGCUGAAAAGCAGAGUGAGUUUUUAAAAAGGGAAGAAGCAGAGGAUAGAAGUGAGAAAACGCCAGAGGGGAAAGAAGACAAUAAAUGUGUUGGGGAAACUGGGAAAAAGGACAUGACAAAUGUUCCCUUUGGACCCCCUACUAAUUCGAAAGAAUUUAACAGAGAUAAAGAACACGUUGUUGAGAACCUGUCUCCCUGCCCCAGUUUGAUUAAACAGCUGGGAACCACUGAGAACAAGGGCAUUCAUCUGGGGGAAAAUGCUACAGCAAUUGUGGAAAUCACAAAUAAAUCAUUUACCUAUAAAGUAACAAAAAAUCACAGAACAACAAGUCAGAGCCCAAACCAAUCGAAAACAACAUCUCUUCCCAAAGAGCCAUACACACAGAUUAGAUCUCAUCUCUCUCCCCCCAAGGACGUUUUUCCAAAACAUGAAGUUACGUCAUCACUCGCUAAAGAAAGUGCCCGGAACGAAGUUGUUGAAGCUACAUUUGGACAUCACACUUUAAAGUUUGGGGACGUAUUAAAGCCAUCGGUUUCCCCAAACAGCAGUGCAGCUAAAUUCACUCAUCCUUUACUAAAGACUAUCAGCAAUAUGUUGUCACUCACCACCCAUCGAUUGACAACCGCAGCUGGAUUCCCGAGAGCUGAGCCCCACUUUACAGUAAAUAGUUCUACUCCCAAUAUAUCAAUUAUUUACGACAUCCCAGAUCAGACGCAUAAAUUUAGUGCUUCAGUUUCAAAGGCCAAUUCAAUUUUACAUACCGCAAAUGAGAGCGAGCAAGCAGAAUACAUUAUAGCAUCAGUGAAUCCCGGUCCACACCAGAAGAUGUAUAAUCACUCAUCUACUAGGCCACCCACGGCCACAGCCUUGUCAUCCGAGGCCCACAUCUCCAUAGGCCAGUUGCAGCCUCGCCAAGCGCAGCCUGUCCCUCAGAUCAGCGAGUCCUCCUCCUCCCCCUCUUUUGACAUGACUUCAGGCCAGCCAUGCUCAUUUAAACUGUCAGAGCAGACAGCCCAUCCAGAUGCUCUGCAUACCUCUGUUGAUGGUAACGAACAGAGAUCUGUGCAUACCCUAACGGCAUCAUCGAGUCCUAAAGCGGAAAACGAUCAAUUUCCCCAUACCAACAUGUCACCGCUGCUAAAUCUCAGCCUGUUUGGAGGUGACAUUUUACCUGGCACCUAUAGGCUGACAGGUCUAACCGGAUCAGCGGCUGAUAAACCAGCAAUGAAAAUGAUUCAUGAGAAUGACCUGAUCAGUGUAAAUGGCGAAAAUGAAGCAAACAGCACAGUGACAGUUCCCAUCAAGUCUGUCAUGCUUGCGGUUCAUGCUGGGCCCAGGACUGAGCAGGCUAUGGACGACAAUUUUGUGUAUGAUUUUGGAACACCUGCCUUUAGCACACAUGCCCCAUCUGGCACCUCUCCAGAUGUUGAGUCAGAAGCUGGAAAGGCUACACCGCAGGCCGCUGACCUUGAAUAUGCAACGCUUUCAGCAUUCAUCAGUAUCGGUGAAUCCGAUCGCGGCGUUGAUGAAACGAUGUCAGAAAAGGCCAGGAGUGUGGCAGCUAAAGCUGUUCAUUUGGAGAGGCACUGGACACCUGAGAGGCCCCACUUUGUAAGGAAAACAACACAAAGACGCUUUCACAGAGAGACCUCGAAGGCUCAGGAGGUUCCUGCUAAAGAGGUCACUUUAUCUGAACCUGAAGCAGCUCUUCUGCAGACCAAAAUAAAGGCUACUGAGCUGACGGUGCUCUCUGAAAAAAACACAAAAACACAAUUAAACCGAGGAGCAGGCAAUGUCGAGGUACUUGAAGCGCAAAAUGCCACCAGGUUAGUGAGUGCCGCGGCUAAAGAAGAGUCUGGGCGCAGCCUGUUACUGCCAGAGUCUGAGUCAGAGCUGCCAAAGCUGAAGCGCAGGGGAAGGACCUCAUCACAUCUGUAUCUCUCUGGGUAA